AUGUCUGACACAACUGGAACACUUGCUCCGUUGAUAGAUAGGAUUAUCUCUAACCCACUUAACUUUAACGCAGCACGCCAUCCCGAAAAAGAGACAUCGGAUAGACCCUCAGGAUACAUUGUACUUAGUAAGAAGAGUAGCAAGAAAUCUAAGCCUGUAGAAAGUUCAGACGGUGCUAGCAAAGAAUCCGAGUCCACCGAAGUAGCCGCAGAGAUGAAGAAGCCCAGAUCAAUGUAUGAGGCUGUUCAAGCGUACACUGGGAAAAGAUUUCUCACAAAGGCUGAAAAGAGAGCAGAAAAGUUUUCCAAAAAGAGAAAGGUUAUUGAAGAACCAGUGGUGGAAAACAAGAUUGAAGAUGAAGAUCUUGGUGAGGAUAUAGUUGACGAUGAAGGAGAAGAUCUUGGAGAAUCUUCAUCAUCUGAAUAUGAAUCUGCUUCUGAGUAUCCUACAAAUAGCGAAUCCCCUACUCAAGGAGAAGAUGAUGAUGAGGAAGAAGAAGAUGAUACUGGAAUGGCAACUGAAUCUGAUUUGAAAGACUCUUCUGAAUCAACUUCGGAAGAGCCGGAAAAGAAGGAUGGAAAUGUUGAAGAUAGUGAUGAGGAUGAUCAAGACUUUAAUAGUGAAGUCCAUGAUGCAUUAGAAUCUGAGUCUGAAGAGUCUGGUUCAGAAUCUGAUUCUGAUUCUGGUUCUGGUUCUGAUUCUGAUUCUGAUUCUGAAUCAGCUUCGAACUCAGAUUCAGUGCCUGUCAAUGAUAAGGCUGCCAUUGUCGCCACUGAAUCUAAUGAUUCUGAAAAGGAAGACAGCACACCACCAACUUCCCCAGAUGAUGAAACACAAUCUCAAAAGGAGGAAGGUAAUACCUCACCAGUCGCUACAAUUCCAGAGGUAUUACCCUUGAAGGAAUUCUACCAAAUAAAUGAAAAUGCCAAUGAUAGAGGAUCCAAUGAAUCCACCAGGAUUUACAAGAAUUGGAGAGAAUUGAUUAAAAAGAAACCGGUCGGAUUAUUGAACCAUGGAGUUACCUGUUAUAUGAACUCAGCCAUCCAAGCAAUGCUUCAUAUUCCUGCAAUGCAACACUACUUGGAUGAAGUUCAUGAGGGGAAAUACAAUAAAGUCUUAAAGCCUAGAUCUGUUAGUCAUGUAUUAGCUGAACUUUCUAGAAGAAUGUGGGGACUUGAAGGGGAGAAAUCUAAUGGUGGGAACAACACCCGUACUCCCAAAUACAUCAACCCUAAGAAACUCAUUCAAAGAUUGGAUGAUAUCAAUUGUAUGAUGUCUGAAUGGCAACAAGAAGAUUCCCAUGAAUAUUACAUGUCAUUAAUGUCUAGGUUACAAGAAGAUUCCACACCAAAGGGAGUUAAAUUAAAUCAAUCGAUUAUAUACGAUAUUUUCGGGGGGUUAUUGCAUCAAUCUGUCACAUGUAAGAAUUGUGGACAUGUUUCGAAUACCAAGCAAGAGUUUUAUGAUUUAUCUCUUGGUUUGAGUAAAAAGAAAUCUCAAACUCCACAACAAGAUUCAUCACAACCACAACCACAAACAUCUGAAUUAACCAAUAAUCAAAAAUAUUCUAUUGAAAAAUCAAUUAAAGAUUUCUUUUCUUCUGAAUUAAUUAAAUUUGAUAAAAAGGAUGAAAGUUCAGGAUAUGUAUGUGAGAAUUGUCAACAAAGAACCAAUGCAUUGAAAAUCAGUACCAUUGAUAGAGCCCCAGAAACUUUAACGGUUCAUUUAAAGAGAUUUAAGUUCAAUGGGAACCUGUCCCUGAAAGUGAAACAACCAGUUUCAUAUCCAAACACCCUUGAUCUUACACAAUUUCUGUCUGAUAACUCACCAACAAAAUACCAACUCACUUCAGUAAUUGUACACGAAGGUAGAUCCAUUCUGUCUGGUCAUUAUGUUGCGCAUUGUUUGCAACCUGAUGGAAGUUGGGCCAAUUAUGACGAUGAAUACAUUAACAAGGUUGGAGAGCGUGAAGCACUCAAAGACCCUUCAGCAUACUUUUUGGUCUAUACUAGGUUGACACAUAAAUCUAUUCCAAUCAAUGAAGUUGGAAAGAAAAGAAAACUUGAAAAAUCAACAACCAAGUCAAACAAAAAGUCAAAGAAAUAA
This is a messenger RNA of [Candida] anglica, 2106 nucleotides long. NCBI's taxonomy places the organism in Eukaryota, Fungi, Ascomycota, Pichiomycetes, Serinales, Debaryomycetaceae. The record is from the annotation of a GenBank genome assembly.